Pygocentrus nattereri (red-bellied piranha) is the source of this 4628-nucleotide messenger RNA. RefSeq names its product folylpolyglutamate synthase (gene fpgs). The coding region runs from base 353 to 2095 and encodes 580 amino acids. The record is from RefSeq and is a predicted model, not a curated record. Gene Ontology annotation, cellular component: mitochondrion; cytosol; cytoplasm. Gene Ontology annotation, molecular function: tetrahydrofolylpolyglutamate synthase activity; ATP binding. Gene Ontology annotation, biological process: tetrahydrofolylpolyglutamate biosynthetic process. The transcript has 15 exons. Lineage: Eukaryota; Metazoa; Chordata; Actinopteri; Characiformes; Serrasalmidae.
ACGUGAGUCCCGUCAUAUCCGCGCAGUAUUGCAUGUGCGGUCCUCCGGUACUGACUCGGAGGGGGGGGCAGAUAUUCGGCUGGAGCCCCUCUGAUCAGAGACCACGGCGCUCCUGGACGGACCCGAGACCCGCGGACCGAGCUGUGCUGUCUGAAUGCAUGCGGGAGCGCGCCUGUGCUCGUUAACGCGCCACAGCGUUGCUGUUCACGUUGGAAGCGGAGCGCCGAGCCAUGCUGGCUCCGUUCGGCGGAGGCGUGUGGUGGCGUGACUGACGGCGCCCUCCCCCGUUACACACGCACAGCGCGCCGCACACCAAAUUUGGCCUCGCCUUCCUGCGCGCUCCCGCGUCGCUAUGCUGCUCAGCGCUGCGGUGCGCGCCUGCAGGCGCGUGCCCGCUGUCGCCGCUUUCCCGCGCACUCGAAGUUGGACCGACGGGCCCGGAACACCGCCGCUGAGGCUCUCCAGCACCGUAGCAGCGCCGUACUACCGGAGGAUGGAGUACCAGGAUGCGGUGUGCACCCUGAACACCCUGCAGACGAACGCCAGCGCGCUGGAUCAGGUGCGCCGAGAACGUGGACACCCAGAGAUCCAGCUGCAGGCUAUGAGGGGGUUCCUGCAGCGUGCAGGCCUCAAGGUUGAAGAGCUCGAUCAUCUCAACAUCAUACAUGUCACGGGAACUAAGGGAAAGGGUUCCACGUGUGCCUUCACAGAGCAGAUCCUGAGGAACUACGGCUUCCGUACUGGAUUUUACAGCUCUCCACACCUGGUUCAGGUGAGAGAGAGGAUCCGUAUAAAUGGGCGUCCGAUUGAGAAAGACCUCUUCACCAAGUACUUCUGGCAGGUGUACAACCGACUGGACGAGACCAAGGAGUCCCACGGCGGCACCAUGCCAGCGUAUUUCCGCUUCCUGACCAUCCUCGCCUUUCACGUCUUCCUGCAGGAGAAGGUGGAUGUCGCAGUCAUUGAAGUGGGGAUAGGUGGAGCCUAUGACUGCACCAAUAUAAUCAGGAGGCCGUGGGUGUGCGGGAUUUCCUCACUGGGCAUUGACCACACCAGCAUCCUGGGGGACACGAUAGAGAAGAUUGCCUGGCAGAAAGGAGGGAUAUUUAAGCCUGGGGUUCCAGCAUUCACAGUGAAGCAACAAGAGGGACCGAUGACCGUCUUACAGCAAAGAGCCGAGGAGAUCGGGUGCUCCCUGUCUGUGUGUCCUGAGUUGGGUCAAUAUCAGAGUCUGGGUGUGGAGCCGGUGAAGCUGGGGCUGGCUGGGCUACACCAGCGAUCUAACGCCUCCCUCGCACUCCAGCUCACACACUGCUGGCUCCAGAGGCGCUGCAGCACAGCAGAGGCGGCCGUGGAGUCUGCAGCAGGCUUUGGAGGCUUCGGUACGGCUCCGGUGUUCGAGCCCAGCCCACGCAUGCUGAAAGGUUUGGCGGAGACUGACUGGCUCGGCCGGAAUCAGACGCUGACCCAUGGAGGCAUCACGUACUUUCUGGACGGAGCUCACACCACGCGCAGCAUGCAGGCCUGCGUGAGAUGGUUCAGUGAGGCGGCCGCACAGCACGAGACGAACACCACGGGGUCACUGGUGCGAGUGCUGCUGUUCAACGCCACCGGAGAGAGGGACUGUGCCGCCAUGCUCAAGCUGCUCGUGCCGUGCCAUUUCGAUUUCGCUGUGUUCUGUCCCAACAUCACUGAGGCCAUCGCUACGUGCAACGCAGAUCAACAGAACUUCAACGUCUCUGUGGAGAACAUGCUCACCCGUUGCUUGGACAACCAGCAGAGCUGGCGCGUCCUAAACGGUCGGGAGGAAAAGCCGGAGGCGGAGUUUCUGAUCGGCGAUGGUCUCCCCCUGGUGGCGGAGCAGCGUAGUGCGACGCUGGUGUUCCCUUGCAUCCUGAGCGCCCUCCGGUGGAUAACGCAGGGAAAAGACCCGGUGCUGUCCGACCCCAGCAAGCACCUAAUCCCUGUGAAAGUUAGCGUUAACGCUAAAGCCGCGCCGCUGCGAGCGGCCUCAAAUAUCCACGUGCUAAUCACAGGGAGCUUACAUUUGGUGGGCGGGGCUCUGAAACACCUGGAGCCUUCCCUGGCAUCCUAACACACUUGUGCAUGUGGUUAGGCGAGUAUUCACCAGCGGGGUAGUCACAGAGCAGCAUGUCAGUCGGCUGGGCAACUUGAGUCCGUUCUAAUUGGAGAAUCCUCACUUUUGGCUUAAGUAAUCCAGCUUUACUUCAAAGUCUUGUUUUGCAAAAAAAAGCCCUGGCGGUUCUUCUCGUGACUAACCUUAAUUCAGAGCCUGUAGAUACUCGUAAACUGGGCCUUGCACAACCAGCCUGCUGUAAAAACCUUCCUAUUGAGUUGACCUGCUACCACAUCGCCACCAAGUGGCCGCAACGAGCAGGAGUCGAAAGCACUUAGUUCUUCACCUGUGCCUUCUCGUGCAGGACAGGCCGCUGUGCUGCUUCUCUGUGGAAAUGUCCACAGAACCCGUGACGUAGAUGUAAUUAAACUUGGAUAAAAUCGCACCGUAUUUUUCAGGACUGAUCCGAAUCUGUCGGGAUAAUCUAGAAUCAGGCUCGUGGACCUCGAGCUGUUAUUGACCCUGAAGGCUGGCUUUUCAGGCACUACUUUGCAUCGGGGUGGGUAACAAGGCCGAUAUACUAUCUCACAAGCACAUUAACACGUUUUGGCAUUACACGGUAUUUAGUUUGAUACGUUGGUAAAGGAGAGAGUGCACUAGUGGUGCCACGUUUGCAAAAAUGCCGUGAAAAAACGGCAUGAAUUUUAUUUAACGUCUCCCAAACUGCACUGCACUAAAUCCAGUGAACCAGGACUAAUGAUGUGAAGAGACACGUAGUUGGAGUUCCUCUGGGUUCUGUUGACGUCCACGAUAUGCUUUGAAAACUGUAUCGUGGCAUAAUUGAUCACGAUAACGAUAGAUAUCGUCAUAGUGCCAACCUCUGUUUUCCUUUGAGUCCUUUUAGGCGCCGUUUACGACUAGGGCUGCAUGAUAUGGGCAGAAAACCGGAUUGCGAUGUGUUCCUUGCAUGUAUUAAAACACAGUGGUUUAAAUAUCAGUCUGUAUUAUUUUUCACCACUAUUGUUUCUUUUGUGGCCGUUUUAAAACCCCAAAUAUACAAGCAAGCUCAUGCACACUGGCUGUGAUUGGUCAGGGUGCUCAGUAAAAUGAGUGUCGAAGCUCAUGUGCGUAUAUGCGAUGGAACGAUGGUGCCAGUAUCGCAAUAAAGCCUGUGAAGCGAUAUAUUGGGCGGCCCAAUUCAAGACUGCAGUGAGCUGUAGACCUUAGAACUGGAGUCAAGCUUGAAGCUCUGAGUCUAAAACAUACAGAUCUGCACGUACAUGCGAGACACUACUACUCCAUCUGAACGUCUCCAUCUGUCCUUCAUCUGAACUUUCGGUUGGUGGUUGGUUAGUGUAGUGGGUAACACCUCUGCCUUCUAUGCUGUAGACUGGGAUUCAAUCCCCACCUGGGCAAACACCCUACACUAUACCAAUAUGAGUCCUUGGGCAAGACUCCUAACACCACCUUGGCCUCCCUGUGUAACAAUAAUCACGUUGUAAGUCGCUCUGGAUAAGAGCGUCAGCCAAAUGCCGUAAAUGUAAAACGUCUUUCUUUGUCAACGCUGUGGCUGAAGUGGGUUGUCUUAUAUUUGAAGCUUCUUUAAAGGGAAUGCUAUCAUGUGUCAGUUGGCAUCUUUGGCCGGUGCUAAAACACUACUAAUAAUACAGUAUCAGUGUCGGAUCAUUAGGGGUGAGGGGCUCUGAAAGGGGAAGUCAGCUGAUUUCUCAGAAUUUCGGCACGGACUGUAAUGUUUGAGGUGUACAAGUCAUUAAGAGUGAACCUACCCGAGUCUUCCGAGUUUUAUAUCCAGUAUUAAUGAUGGUUAAUUGGUGAUGAAUUGGGACUGUUUUGUGUCACCUGUACCUCCCUGCACUCCUUGGGCUGUAAGAAUCCACUUCAAGGCCACAAUCUUUUCAAGACUAUCCUAGAACAGCGUCUCCGUCAUCAGGCAGCGUCAUAACCACUUCGUGUAGGAACUUGCUGUGAGGAGCUUUUAGAGGGGGACGUCUGGUUCCCAUCACCACCACUGUGAACGGCUCUGAGACUCUAGAUCAGAGCGUUUCACCCCAAACCGCUCUGAACGAGUCCGUUUACGUCUGAACAGUUUAAUUAUGCAGAAAUUCUGAAAGAAAAGCGGUUUCCUUUUAGACGCCGCAGUUUUGUUUACCCCGAAGUGAUGGGCGAAGUACAUGAUCUGAGGAUAUGAUCUAAUGAGGGUUUAUGUCUUAAUGUGGGGUGGAAGGGUGGGUUCCUGGCUAGUUUGGGACUUGGAGGGAAAUGAUUUUCACUCAUGUUUACCUUUUUCUGCCCAUUCCCAGGCGGGUAGGAAUCGCUUGAAUGGUUUACGUGAACUGAUCACCUUUAAAACCUUUUUUUUCCUCAUUAAAACAUUUGUUUGCAUUCGUUAUGUAUGUAGGCCUUGUAAAGGUGUGAGCAGCUAAACUGAGCAUUACAAGCUCCAGCGAUGACCCCCAAAUGUCUUACAGUGCCACAACGCCCAGUGAGGAUUUUUUUAAAGGAUUGAAUUAAAUGAAGUAAUUUAUCAGAA